GUGUUGCUUCAGCAAUAAGCUCAAUAGGUUGUACUCGUAGAGGUGUUACAGACACGGGCUGGGCCUAGUUUGAGACACUUGGUCUUCAUCUUUUGCCCCAGCAACCAUGGGCUGGAACGCACUCCCCUCGCUUGUCAUCAUUACUGGCAUUUGGACGGCGGGCCUGUUCGCGCUGGACAAGGUGCAGAUGUUCCGUGAGAACAAGCCGGCCUGGGCCAACAACAAGGACGGGUGGCAGAAGGCGCUCUACCGGCGAGACUGGUAUUUGCAGCGCGAGGAGGAGACGCUAGCUAUGGCCAAGUAAUGGAGAAACCUUAAGUGGCACGAGCUUGGCGCGAGCGGCGAGGCGAGCCUGCAGGGAGGGCUGUCGCGGGAGCGCCGUGUGCGUUGGUGGAAGCUCUGGGGAGGAGCUGUCGGCUUACAUGAACAGCAAUGCUAGCAAAACACGCGGUAUGUCCGCUAAAGGGCCACAUGGCUAGCGGGGGCGAUGUGUGUGACUGUCUACAGCGUGUGGGGCCCGGGUGGCACAAGCUGUGUGUGUUGCCCCAGGGUUUUGGGGCUGGUGAAAGAGUUCUUGGCUGCUGGCUAAGAGGGCCGCCUAAUCUAAAAUCAUAGUUUAGGUCGUGAGUAAACGUGGUGAUUCGCGUGGCAAGGGAUUUACAUGGGUAGCCAAGCCCGCCCUCUGCGAGCGGGGCGUGUGUAAUUAUG
Molecule: messenger RNA, 708 nt
Organism: Chlamydomonas reinhardtii
Lineage: Eukaryota; Viridiplantae; Chlorophyta; Chlorophyceae; Chlamydomonadales; Chlamydomonadaceae
Exons: 2
Coding region: 107-304 (65 amino acids)
Source: RefSeq, a predicted model, not a curated record